AUGUGGACAUUAGUCCUACUUCUCCACUUGGUCGCCAACCAACUUGUUGCUGUCCGUUCGGCGCCAGUAAAUUUGCCUCAAACUAUCACAUGUCCUGACAACAACAUCUACGUUUACGUGAAUGAGUCUGCUCAUGACAGGACACCGUACAUCUUCGUGGAACUUCACUCUGAUGAUUUGCAGGACUGCAUUCACAAAUGUUUCGGCAAUCAGUUCUGUUACUCUUUGAAAUACGAGAGUACUGCGGUUGAACCAUGUUCGUUGUACUACUUUGCUGCCUAUAAUUGUUCACGACAACAGCUAGUAGAAGCGAACAGCGUACAGUAUCACGGGGGUGCGAUUACGAUUGACUGUUUACGAUGCCCGAAGAACGGCGACUUCGUGACAGCGCCAACAUUCGAAGGCUUCACCGAUCAGACAAUUGUUGCCUUGGAUUCGUCAGGUCACCCAAUCAUCUCCAAACCCCUGAUCAAGGAGGUUACGAACAAUAUUGAGUCAAAAUUGGCGCACGCACCGGGUGCAGCGCCACCGGCGGCAACGCCGCCGGAAUCAAAAGAUCCUCUAAGGAAACCGACUGGAGGAGAAGCAGCAUCAGCACCGAAAACCCCACAACAACCGGCGGAGUCACGCAAAGCGGUGGAAGAACGAGUCUGUUCUGGAGGCCUUAAAUUUCUCAGCACAACGAGCGUUGAUUUGGAAACCGUUGAACUUCUGCUGAAUGAGACUACUGUAGCGUCCGGAAACGAGUGCGCUCAACUCUGUUACGAUCUUAAAUGUGGAUUCGCGUACUAUAAGCCAUUGGACAAGUUGUGCCGUUUCACCUCGAACACUGAUGAUGUCGUAGAUGGAUCUACUUGCGAUGUGUCAGGACGGCACUACACAAACAAAGUGUCAGAAGAGGAUCCCGUACAGCUAACAUGCGUAUCUUGCGAGAGUCCCACCGCGGAAUCCACAAACAGCCCGAAAAAAGCCCAGGAAUCUCAACCACACAUUGAGUUUUCUGAGGACACAUCAUCAAACCAUCAAUCGCGACCCUCACCUUCAAUAACGUCUACGCUCUAUCCAGCAUGCAUUAUAAACUUCCAAUUAGAUGAGGAGGCUGAUACAUUGUCUUUUAAUCAUUAUGAGGUGAAGAAAGUGAGAAGUGUUAACGACUGUGCGCGAAUAUGCUUUCGUGGACGCUGCUCAGCUGCAGUUUAUUCGCCGCUGAAAGGCGAAUGUCGACUGGGAAGCGAUCGUAAAGAGACUUGUACGAAUGCCCAAUCCACCAUACGCUAUCCUAAAGAGAAGGAUGUGAAAAUACAAUGUUUCCGUUGCAGCUCGCCAAAGCAUUUUGCGAACGAACUGGAACAUUCGGAUGAAAGUGUCACUACGCCUGAAAUUUCGCAUCAAGAAGAUCAACAACGUAUUAACGAGGAACAAGGGCAACAGGACCAGACUACCCCAUCUCCUCUGUCGAGUGCAGAAACCACGUCAAAUGUGGUAGAGUUGAGCACACUCGUUCCAACUACCGCUGCUGCUGAAUCCAGCAGCACUCUUGGCAGCCAAGCAACCACUUUGGUUCGCAAACACUGUCUAAUCAAGUUCCAAGCUCGACCGUUCUCGGAGCGACCUCCAGAAUUUACUGCUCCAUUUGAAAUAGAGUUGCCAGUUGAUUCCGUUGAACUGUGUGCUACACGUUGCUAUCAGGAUGGGUGCAGCGGAGCGAAGUAUGAUCCAAAGGCUGGCACGUGUGCUCUUUCCUACAACGACAAGAGAUUCUGUGCGAAAGAAGAUGUUGUGCUGCACUACAAAGCUGAGGAGGUCACAUGGUUGCACUGCGUCAAUUGCUAUUCUGUAAAGAUUUCCUCUGACGUCCCUUCUACGACCACCUCCACUGAAACAUCAGUAACUACCACUCCAUCGAGAAGUACCAGUUUCGGAACCGACGUUGCUGCAGUAGAGCAUAAAACAACGACCUCUGUAAGCAAUGGGGAAGAAGGCUUUAGUACAAUCCCAAAUUCUGUGCCAACAUCAGCUCCUUCGAAAGACUUCCAACGAGGAUGUCUCAUAAAGUUCCAAGCCCUGCCAAUUGCGGAGCGACCAGCACAUUUAACGGCUCCAUUCGAACUAGAUCUCAAUGUUGAUUCCAUCGAAUUGUGCGCUACUCGCUGUUAUCAGGACGGCUGUACCGGUGCAAAGUAUGAUCCAGAUAGCAAGACGUGUUCGCUUUCGUACAAUGACAAGCAGUACUGCACAAACGCUAAAGUGAACCUUCACUACGAUGCGAAGAAUAUAACGUGGCUCCAUUGCGUUAAUUGUUAUAGCCUUAAAGAGUCAGAUAAGACAGAGUUGGCUGAACAACAUGAGGCCGCAGUGACUCAUGUUCCUUCUGACGAUUCUACUUCUUUGACGACAACUACCGCUCAAAGCACCACUAAAACAGUAGAGCUAUCACUCGCGACCGAUGGUACUACGCCAGAUAUCGGCGAACCAGUGCAGGUGCAAGGUAAUCGUACAAGACCCGAAACAGCGUCUCACUUCCAAAGAGGUUGCGCAAUAAAAUUCCAAGCUAGGCCGUUCUCACAACGUCCCGCACAGUUCCAUGCGGAAUUUGAGAUUGAGCUACAUGUUGAUUCAGUUGAGCUUUGUGCAACUCGUUGUUAUCAGGAUGGUUGCUCUGGUGCGAAAUUCGAUCCGAAGACAAUGUCUUGUGCGCUCUCGUACAACGACAAACACUUUUGCACUACCGCAGAAGUUGUUUUACACUACGAAGCUAAGGAAUUGACGUGGAUUCAUUGCGUCAACUGCUAUAGUCUGAAAUCGCGUGCAGAGCAGGAGUCAAAGGCUGAAAAAAAGCCUGAGAACAUAGAUCUCACAACAACAGAACCAUCUUCCAGUACUGAAGCACAACGUGAUAAAGAUUCGUCCACCCCAGCACUGCUAAACGAAACGACAAUAUCGCAAAAAGAAAUUGAUGCUCUUCUUGAAAAGGGUGACGGAUGUGUCGUGAAUUUUCAAAUCGUCGAGCUUGAAGAACGACCACCUCACUUCACUUCCACUUUCGAAAGGAGCUUCACAGCUGAAACUGCUGAAAUAUGUGCGUUUCGAUGCUACCAGGACGGAUGUACUGGAGCAAAGUUCCAACCGGACUCAAAUUCGUGUUCACUGUCAUACCAUGACAAAGCAUUCUGUUCAAAUUCAAAUCUUGUUACGGUCGCACGUCCACAUCAACCCGUGUUCAUGCACUGCUUAAGCUGCGUGCCACAUAAGUCUGCAACGGAAGAAGGACGCACAGACAACGGAUUUCUAAGUGAGAAUGUCGAUGAAACAACUAAAAAAGAAGACUUUGAGGAGGCUAAACUACAAGUAACAUCAGAGCCUGCUAGUAGCACGAUGACAACCUCGCCCGAAGGUACAGUGACCGAACCAGGCGGCAGGGAGGUUAUAACCACCGGAAAGCUCGAAGAGUCCACAACAUCCAGCCAAAAGGAAGCAAGCGGAGAAGAACCACAAGAAAGCAAUAAAGUGCCUAAUGUGCAAGCAAGUGUAGAUGAGGGAGCAAGCACAGUUCCAGCUGCAGGACCGUCGGAAACUCCAACAACAACAACGAGUUCUGGUGAGCCAUCAGCGACAUCAUCAACAGUGACCACUCCAACUGGCUCUGAAGGAACGAGUGCUAGUACUUCUGAGACGGGCACCUCCGUCACUGAGGCUGGUGGCACAACAUCCAGCCAAGAGGAGGCAAGCGGAGAAGAACCACAAGAAAGCAAUAAAGUGCCUAAUGUGCAAGCAAGUGUAGAUGAGGGAGCAAGCACAGUUCCAGCUGCAGGACCAUCGGCAACUCCAACAACAGCAGCGAGUUCUGGUGAACCAUCAGCGACAUCAUCAACAGUGACAUCUCCAACUGGCUCUGAAGGAACGAGUGCUAGUACUUCUGAGACGGGCACCUCCGUCACUGAGGCUGGUGGCACAACAUCCAGCCAAGAGGAGGCAAGCGGAGAAGAACCACAAGAAAGCAAUAAAGUGCCUAAUGUGCAAGCAAGUGUAGAUGAGGGAGCAAGCACAGUUCCAGCUGCAGGAUCAUCGGCAACUCCAACAACAGCAGCGAGUUCUGGUGAACCAUCAGCGAAAUCAUCAACAGUGGCCUCUCCAACUGGCUCUGAAGGAACGACUGCUUCUCCCACAGCGACACCCACAGCUUCUCAACUGGUGCUGAAGAAACGACCAAGUAUUUCUGGGACAGGCACCUCCGUCACUGAGGCUGGUGGCACAACAUCCAGCCAAGAGGAGGCAAGCGGAGAAGAACCACAAGAAAGCAAUAAAGUGCCUAAUGUGCAAGCAAGUGUAGAUGAGGGAGCAAGCACAGUUCCAGCUGCAGGAUCAUCGGAAACCCCAACAACAGCAGCGAGUUCUGGUGAACCAUCAGCCUCAUCAACAGUGGCCUCUCCAACUGGCUCGAAGGAACGACUACCUGCGAGCCAUCAGCGACGUCACCAACAGCAGCCUCCAACUGGUGCUGAAGAAACGACUGCCAAGGAGGCAAGCGGAGAAGAACCACAAGAAAGCAAUAAAGUGCCUAAUGUGCAAGCAAGUGUAGAUGAGGGAGCAAGCACAGUUCCAGCUGCAGGACCAUCGGCAACUCCAACAACAGCAGCGAGUUCUGGGGCAGCACAGUUCCAGCCAAACCCAACCAGCAGCAGUUCUGGUGAACCAUCAGCGACACACAACAGCCUCUCCAACUGGCUGCUGAAGAAACGACCAGUCUCAAGCACCUCCGUCACUGAGGCUGGUGGCACAACAUCCAGCCAAGAGGAGGCAAGCGGAGAAGAACCACAAGAAAGCAAUAAAGUGCCUAAUGUGCAAGCAAGUGUAGAUGAGGGAGCAAGCACAGUUCCAGCUGCAGGAUCAUCGGAAACCCCAACAACAGCAGCGAGUUCUGGUGAACCAUCAGCGACAUCAUCAACAGUGGCCUCUCCAACUGGCUCUGAAGGAACGACUGCCAGUACUUCUGGGACAGGCACCUCCGUCACUGAGGCUGGUGGCACAACAUCCAGCCAAGAGGAGGCAAGCGGAGAAGAACCACAAGAAAGCAAUAAAGUGCCUAAUGUGCAAGCAAGUGUAGAUGAGGGAGCAAGCACAGUUCCAGCUGCAGGAUCAUCGGAAACCCCAACAACAGCAGCGAGUUCUGGCACCUCCGUCACUGAGGCUGGUGGCACAACAUCCAGCCAAGAGGAGGCAAGCGGAGAAGAACCACAAGAAAGCAAUAAAGUGCCUAAUGUGCAAGCAAGUGUAGAUGAGGGAGCAAGCACAGUUCCAGCUGCAGGAUCAUCGGAAACCCCAACAACAGCAGCGAGUUCUGGAACGACUGCUAGUACUUCUGGGACGGGCACCUCCGUCACUGAGGCUGGUGGCACAACAUCCAGCCAAGAGGAGGCAAGCGGAGAAGAACCACAAGAAAGCAAUAAAGUGCCUAAUGUGCAAGCAAGUGUAGAUGAGGGAGCAAGCACAGUUCCAGCUGCAGGAUCAUCGGAAACCCCAACAACAGCAGCGAGUUCUGGUGAACCAUCAGCGACAUCAUCAACAGUGACCUCUCCAACUGGCUCUGAAGGAACGACUGCUAUACUUCUGCGAGCCCAGGACCACGCUUCCCAACUGGUGCUGAAAACGACUGCCAGUACUUCUGGGACAGGCACCUCCGUCACUGAGGCUGGUGGCACAACAUCCAGCCAAGAGGAGGCAAGCGGAGAAGAACCACAAGAAAGCAAUAAAGUGCCUAAUGUGCAAGCAAGUGUAGAUGAGGGAGCAAGCACAGUUCCAGCUGCAGGAUCAUCGGAAACCCCAACAACAGCAGCGAGUUCUGGAACGACUGCUAGUACUUCUGGGACGGGCACCUCCGUCACUGAGGCUGGUGGCACAACAUCCAGCCAAGAGGAGGCAAGCGGAGAAGAACCACAAGAAAGCAAUAAAGUGCCUAAUGUGCAAGCAAGUGUAGAUGAGGGAGCAAGCACAGUUCCAGCUGCAGGAUCAUCGGAAACCCCAACAACAGCAGCGAGUUCUGGUGAACCAUCAGCGACAUCAUCAACAGUGACCUCUCCAACUGGUGCUGAAGAAACGACUGCCAGUACUUCUGGGACAGGCACCUCCGUCACUGAGGCUGGUGGCACAACAUCCAGCCAAGAGGAGGCAAGCGGAGAAGAACCACAAGAGAGCAAUAAAGUGCCUAAUGUGCAAGCAAGUGUAGAUGAGGGAGCAAGCACAGUUCCAGCUGCAGGAUCAUCGGAAACCCCAACAACAGCAGCGAGUUCUGGUGAACCAUCAGCGACAUCAUCAACAGUGACCUCUCCAACUGGCUCUGAAGGAACGACUGCUAGUACUUCUGGGACGGGCACCUCCGUCACUGAGGCUGGUGGCACAACAUCCAGCCAAGAGGAGGCAAGCGGAGAAGAACCACAAGAGAGCAAUAAAGUGCCUAAUGUGCAAGCAAGUGUAGAUGAGGGAGCAAGCACAGUUCCAGCUGCAGGAUCAUCGGAAACCCCAACAACAGCAGCGAGUUCUGGUGAACCAUCAGCGACAUCAUCAACAGUGACCUCUCCAACUGGCUCUGAAGGAACGACUGCUAGUACUUCUGGGACGGGCACCUCCGUCACUGAGGCUGGUGGCACAACAUCCAGCCAAGAGGAGGCAAGCGGAGAAGAACCACAAGAAAGCAAUAAACAUCAUCGGAAACCCCAAACAACAGCAGCGAGUUCUGGUGAACCAUCAGCGACAUCAUCAACAGUGACCUCUCCAACUGGCUCUGAAGGAACGACUGCUAGUACUUCUGGGACGGGCACCUCCGUCACUGAGGCUGGUGGCACAACAUCCAGCCAAGAGGAGGCAAGCGGAGAAGAACCACAAGAAAGCAAUAAAGUGCCUAAUGUGCAAGCAAGUGUAGAUGAGGGAGCAAGCACAGUUCCAGCUGCAGGAUCAUCGGAAACCCCAACAACAGCAGCGAGUUCUGGUGAACCAUCAGCGACAUCAUCAACAGUGACCUCUCCAACUGGCUCUGAAGGAACGACUGCUAGUACUUCUGGGACAGGCACCUCCGUCACUGAGGCUGGUGGCACAACAUCCAGCCAAGAGGAGGCAAGCGGAGAAGAACCACAAGAAAGCAAUAAAGUGCCUAAUGUGCAAGCAAGUGUAGAUGAGGGAGCAAGCACAGUUCCAGCUGCAGGAUCAUCGGAAACCCCAACAACAGCAGCGAGUUCUGGUGAACCAUCAGCGACAUCAUCAACAGUGACCUCUCCAACUGGCUCUGAAGGAACGACUGCUAGUACUUCUGGGACGGGCACCUCCGUCACUGAGGCUGGUGGCACAACAUCCAGCCAAGAGGAGGCAAGCGAGAAGAACCACAAGAAACAAAAGUGCCUAAUGCACGCAACAGCAAACAUCCAGCAAGAGGAGGCAAGCGGAGAAGAACCACAAGAAACAAUAAAGUGCCUAAUGUGCAAGCAAGUGAAGAUGAGGGAGCAAGCACAGUUCCAGCUGCAGGAUCAUCGGAAACCCCAACAACAGCAGCGAGUUCUGGUGAACCAUCAGCACACAUCAACAGUCACCAACGCGCUUCUCCAACUGGUUCUGAAGAAACGACUGCCAGUACUUCUGGGACAGGCACCUCCGUCACUGAGGCUGGUGGCACAACAUCCAGCCAAGAGGAGGCAAGCGGAGAAGAACCACAAGAAAGCAAUAAAGUGCCUAAUGUGCAAGCAAGAAACGACUGCUAGUACUUCUGGGACAGGCACCUCCGUCACUGAGGCUGGUGGCACAACAUCCAGCCAAGAGGAGGCAAGCGGAGAAGAACCACAAGAAAGCAAUAAAGUGCCUAAUGUGCAAGCAAGUGUAGAUGAGGGAGCAAGCACAGUUCCAGCUGCAGGAUCAUCGGAAACCCCAACAACAGCAGCGAGUUCUGGUGAACCAUCAGCGACAUCAUCAACAGUGACCUCUCCAACUGGCUCUGAAGGUACGACUGCUAGUACUUCUGGGACGGGCACCUCCGUCACUGAGGCUGGUGGCACAACAUCCAGCCAAGAGGAGGCAAGCGGAGAAGAACCACAAGAAAGCAAUAAAGUGCCUAAUGUGCAAGCAAGUGUAGAUGAGGGAGCAAGCACAGUUCCAGCUGCAGGAUCAUCGGAAACCCCAACAACAGCAGCGAGUUCUGGUGAACCAUCAGCGACCUCAUCAACAGUGGCCUCUCCAACUGGCUCUGAAGGAACGACUACUUCUGCUGGCGAGCCAUCAGCGACGUCACCAACAGCAGCUUCUCCAACUGGUGCUGAAGAAACGACUGCCAGUACUUCUGGGACAGGCACCUCCGUCACUGAGGCUGGUGGCACAACAUCCAGCCAAGAGGAGGCAAGCGGAGAAGAACCACAAGAAAGCAAUAAAGUGCCUAAUGUGCAAGCAAGUGUAGAUGAGGGAGCAAGCACAGUUCCAGCUGCAGGAUCAUCGGAAACCCCAACAACAGCAGCGAGUUCUGGUGAACCAUCAGCGACAUCAUCAACAGUGACCUCUCCUAUUGGCUCUGAAGAGGAGGCAAGCGGAGAAGAACCACAAGAAAGCAAUAAAGUGCCUAAUGUGCAAGCAAGUGUAGAUGAGGGAGCAAGCACAGUUCCAGCAGCAGGACCGUCGGAAACCCCAACAACAGCAGCGAGUUCUGGUGAACCAUCAGCGACGUCACCAACAGUGACCUCUCAACUGCAUGAAGGAACGACUACUUCUGCUAGCGAGCCAUCAGCGACGUCACCAGCAGCAGCUUCUCCAACUGGUGCUGAAGAAACGACUGCCAGUACUUCUGGGACAGGCACCUCCGUCACUGAGGCUGGUGGCACAACAUCCAGCCAAGAGGAGGCAAGCGGAGAAGAGCCACAUGAAAGCAAUAAAGUGCCUAAUGUGCAAGCAAGUGAAGAUGAGGGAGCAAGCACAGUUCCAGCUGCAGGAUCAUCGGAAACCCCAACAACAGCAGCGAGUUCUGUACUUCUGGGACGGGCUUCUCCAACCUACACCGUCACUGAGGCUGGUGGCACAACAUCCAGCCAAGAGGAGGCAAGCGGAGAAGAACCACAAGAAAGCAAUAAAGUGCCUAAUGUGCAAGCAAGUGUAGAUGAGGGAGCAAGCACACUUCCAGCAGCAGGAUCAUCGGAAACCCCAACAACAGCAGCGAGUUCUGGUGAACCAUCAGCGACAUCAUCAACAGUGACCUCUCCUAUUGGCUCUGAAGGUACGACUGCUAGUACUUCUGGGACGGGCACCUCCGUCACUGAGGCUGGUGGCACAACAUCCAGCCAAGAGGAGGCAAGCGGAGAAGAACCACAAGAAAGCAAUAAAGUGCCUAAUGUGCAAGCAAGUGUAGAUGAGGGAGCAAGCACACUUCCAGCAGCAGGACCUUCGGAAACUCCAACAACAGCAGCGAGUUCUGGUGAACCAUCAGCGACAUCAUCAACAGUGACUUCUUCAACUGGCUCUGAAGGAACAACUACUUCUGCUAGCGAGCCAUCAGCGAUGUCACCAGCAGCAGCUUCUCCAACUGGUGCUGAGGAAACGACUGCCAGUACUUCUGGGACAGGCACCUCCGUCACUGAGGCUGGUGGCACAACAUCCAGCCAAGAGGAGGCAAGCGGAGAAGAACCACAUGAAAGCAAUAAAGUGCCUAAUGUGCAAGCAAGUGUAGAUGAGGGAGCAAGCACACUUCCAGCAGCAGGAUCAUCGGAAACUCCAACAACAGCAGCGAGUUCUGGUGAACCAUCAGCGACAUCAUCAACAGUGACCUCUCCUAUUGGCUCUGAAGAGGAGGCAAGCGGAGAAGAACCACAAGAAAGCAAUAAAGUGCCUAAUGUGCAAGCAAGUGUAGAUGAGGGAGCAAGCACACUUCCAGCAGCAGGACCGUCGGAAACUCCAACAACAGCAGCGAGUUCUGGUGAACCAUCAGCGACAUCAUCAACAGUGACCUCUUCAACUGGCUCUGAAGGAACAACUACUUCUGCUAGCGAGCCAUCAGCGACGUCACCAGCAGCAGCUUCUCCAACUGGUGCUGAGGAAACGACUGCCAGUACUUCUGGGACAGGCACCUCCGUCACUGAGGCUGGUGGCACAACAUCCAGCCAAGAGGAGGCAAGCGGAGAAGAACCACAUGAAAGCAAUAAAGUGCCUAAUGUGCAAGCAAGUGUAGAUGAGGGAGCAAGCACACUUCCAGCACCAGGAUCAUCGGAAACCCCAACAACAGCAGCGAAUUCUGGUGAACCAUCAGCGACAUCAUCAACAGUGACCUCUCCAACUGGCUCUGAAGGAACGACUACUUCUGCUAGCGAGCCAUCAGCGACGUCACCAGCAGCAGCUUCUCCAACUGGUGCUGAAGAAACGACUGCCAGUACUUCUCAGCAUGGAAGUUUUGUGACGGAGGUUGAUGGUGAUGAAGUAACAACCGUUGGAAUACCUGAACAAGCUACAACAUCAAGCGGAGUAGAGGCAAGCGGUGAAGAGCCGAUGGAAAUCAAUAAAAUACCGAAUGUACAGGCAAGCGUGGAUGAAGGAGCAACAACAGAACUCGCUGCAGAUUCAUCGGAAACUCCAACUACUGCAGCCAGUAAUGAUGAGCCAUCACCGACAUCGUCUUCAUCAACUUCUCCCACUGGCCCUAAAGGAACUACUAGUUCUGCACCGGGUGAUAGCGAGCCAUCAGAGACGCCACCAACAGCGCCCUCUCCAAUUGGCAAUGAAGGAACAACCACUAAUACUUCUCAACAUGGAAGUUUUGUGACGGAGGUUGAUGGUGAUGGAAUAACAACCGUUGAGAAACCUCAUGAGGCAACUACAUCAAGCGAAAUAGACUCAAGCGGUGAAGAGUCGAUAAAAGGCAAUAAAGUGCCAAAUGUACAGACAAGCGUGAAUGAAGAAGCAACAACAGAACCAACUGCAGGAUCAUCUCCAGCUACAGAAACUAUUACUUCUACUGCUGGACCAUAUGGUUCCUCAACCAGGAUUGGUGGUGCUGAUUCUACUUCCCCUUCUUCUUUUGCUCGACCACUUGAUUCCUCGUCUAUUCAAGAUACCACACCGAAAACUACCACUGACGAAGAGGAUUCAAUUAUCAAUCCUACUCUUCUCGAGCGUCCUCAUAAAAUCAGCCUUCCUAUUAAUGUAGGAUUUGUGCCAGGCUCCGACCCAGAUAUUGCACAUGAAAGUGGAGAAGAUGACGAAGAAGAAGCUGGAAAGACGGAUUCACCGAAGCAGCUGGAUUAUGAAGAUGAAGUGACAGUCAAGACAGUUGAAUUAGCGAGCGUAACAACGACAGCUGCAGGAGGUCGGAGUUCGACAACUGAGCCACCUGUUCAAGCUGUCAAAGAUCUGAUCGAGGCGCUCGCAUCUGGUGGUCUUGAUGCCGUUCUCGGACAACCGCGCCACCAAUCGGAGGUUUUGGAAAAUGCUAGUAGGAAAUUAGGUGAACUUAAGAAGUACCUACAUAAGCCAGUAGAGCGAAAGCAAGAUUGCUCUUCUCGACAUGUUCGAUUCGUGCCCGGCGAGCUCACUGACCUUACAACAAAGUUCGAUGCGGAUGCGACCGUAUAUUCACUUCAACAUUGUGCAAGGAUUUGCUAUGAAAUAGGCUGCACUUUCGCAGCUUUCACAAGAUACCCACGUCCUGUCUGCCUGAUGCGAUACGGGAACGCUACUGCCUCCGAAUGCGAUGCUAAUGUCAGAAGUACAACGUUCUGGCGAUUCUCUGGGAUUCAACAAGUUGUCAAGUUGGAGUGUAUCAAAUGUGACUUGAAGUCGGAGUUCAUUUCACAAAAGGAGAAGAUAGAUAUUACAAAUUUAAAUGGAUUUAGCACGGAUGAUCUCAAUACUGUCGUUCCAGCACAUGAAGGGGUGACAACGAGGUGCGAUGGACGUCUGGAGUUCCAAACAUUACCUGUUGGCAGCCUUCCUCCUCUCAACAUUACCAAUGACGUUGGUGCUCGCACUCCUGCUGAUUGCGCCAAAAAAUGCUUUGAAACGGGAGGCUGUUCUACUGCGGGAUUCCUUGCUAGUCCUUCUGGGAACAUUUCCAAUGGCGUGUGUCUCCUUACGUCGGAUGCGAACGUUUGCGGAAACAGUGCUGACUAUGUGCCACAACACGCAGCUCUUAAUCCUUUCGUUAUUUCAUGCAUUAAAUGCAGCCCAUGUACAUACAACAUUCGGACUGUGACGCCAGACCGCGUGCUACCGGACUUCAGUUACGUCACGAGUGUGUCGUCUGUGGGCGAAUGCGCCCAAGCAUGCUACGACAGGCGAUGUACAAUGGCGCAGUACAACAGCCAACAACAUUCUUGUACCAUGACUUCGGAGCCAAUGGAGUCAAAAUGUUCGCGAGAAGUAGCCGUCGUAACUGAAGGAGUGCUUCCUGUCACCCUUGAAUGUGUCAGCUGCUCCUCAUAG
Messenger RNA from Necator americanus (New World hookworm), 12432 nucleotides. RefSeq lists its product as uncharacterized. The transcript has 44 exons. Lineage: Eukaryota; Metazoa; Nematoda; Chromadorea; Rhabditida; Ancylostomatidae. The record is from RefSeq and is a predicted model, not a curated record. The coding region runs from base 1 to 12432 and encodes 4143 amino acids.